ACUUCCCUGGUCCUUCCUUGACAAAUGUGCAUGAACUUCUUUCACCGUCGCCUACUCGGCCUUAGUAAACCCCAUGCAUUCAAACAUCUCCAUUACAGUCUUGCUCCAAAACCCACGCAUUUUGACUCUCAGUUUCCAACAAAGCAACCACCAUCUUCACAUCAUUCAAACCAAGACCCAUCUAAAACUAUAGCAACCCAAUUAUCUAACUGCACCAGUUUACAAGAAUUGAACCAAACUUAUGCCCAUGUUAUCCGCACCCACGUUCUAGACGUUUGCACUGCCCCAUUUCAUUGGAACAACUUAAUAAGAUGUUAUACUAGACUUGGUGCUCCUAACAAAGCGCUACAAAUCUAUGUAUCCAUGUCCCUUGCUGGCAUCUCCCCUGAUAAUUAUACGCUUCCUAUUGUCUUGAAAGCCGCAUGCCAGUGUUUUUCUAUGGAGCUUGGUAGGCAGCUUCAUUCCAUUGCGAUAAGGCUUGGCCUUGAGUUGAACGAAUAUUGUGAGAGUGGUUUCAUUAGUUUGUACUCAAAAUCUGGAGAUUUUGGGGAUGCAUAUAAAGUGUUUGAGGAAAAUCUUGAGAGAAAGUUGGGUUCUUGGAAUGCUAUUAUUGGAGGUCUUUGUCAAGGUGGGCGUGCAAAGGAAGUAAUCGAGAUGUUUAUCGAGAUGAGAAGUUGCGGGUUCAAGCCCGAUGAUGUGACCAUGGUUAGUGUGACUUCAGCUUGUGGGAUAUUAGGGGAUUUGCACUUGGCCCUUCAAUUGCACAAGUAUGUUUUUCAGGCCAAAAGUUUUGUAAAACCUGAUAUGUUGAUGUUGAAUUCACUCAUUGACAUGUAUGGGAAGUGUGGUAGAAUGGACUUGGCUUAUAUGGUAUUUUCAAGGAUGGACCAAAGAAACGUGUCAUCUUGGACUUCGAUGAUAGUCGGUUAUGCGAUGCAUGGGCGAGCCAAUGAAGCUAUUGAAUGUUUUAGUUGCAUGAGAGAUGCCGGUGUGAGGCCUAACCAUGUGACUUUUAUUGGGGUACUAAGUGCAUGUGGGCAUGGUGGUCAGGUGCAAGAGGGAAGACAUUAUUUUGAUAUGAUGAGGAAUGAUUAUGGAAUAAUGCCCCAAUUGCAGCAUUAUGGUUGCCUGGUGGAUCUGCUUGGCCGAGCAGGGUUGCUGAAAGAAGCUAGGGAGAUUGUUGAGGGGAUGCCAAUGAAGGCAAAUGUGGUAAUAUGGGGGUGUUUGUUGAGCGCCUGUGAGAAAUAUUCAAAUGUGCAGAUGGGAGAGUGGGUGGCAAAGCAUUUACUAGACUUGGAACCUUGGAAUGAUGGGGUGUAUGUGGUUUUAUCCAAUAUAUAUGCUAGCAGAGGCUUGUGGCUAGAGGUUGAGAGAGUUAGAUUGAUCAUGAAGCAGCGAACGCUAGCUAAAAUCCCUGCUUAUAGUUUGGCAACAACUUCGAAUUGAAGGAUAAUUUUUGGCAGGUCGUCUGUGAAAGUGUUAUCGUCAUGUACAAGUUUUUCAAGUUUGAAAAUCGACUUCUUGUUUCUUGAAUUCAAAACAGAUAAAUAAGCAUAUCUCUGGAGAUGAUGGAGGGGGCAAUUAAUAAGAAGGACCAUCUUCCCUUGAAUCAAGAAGCUAAUAUACCUCUCUGAAAACUAGAGAUAGACUCCGAAUUAUUCCACCAGAUGUUCUGUGUGUGUUUUGUAGGCAGGGGGAGGAGACUCACAACCACUUAUUCUUUGCUUGUCAUGAGACCUCUCUGUUAUGGGAAUAAAGACUUGGCUAAGAAUAACAAGGAGUAUGUCCACUCUGAACAGUGCCCUUAAGGGAUUAAUCUCAAGAAAAAAGGUCCUUGAAGCUAGAAUGAGAAGAGUAUCUCUGGGUAUUGUCGUCUAUUUGAUUUGGGAGGAGAGGAACAAGAGGAUCUUUGACAAUACUUGACAUCCGGUGGAUGUUAUUUUCCACAAAUUCCAAGUAAUAUUCUACAUGAUUGUUCACUUUUAUGAACAAAAUCACUUCUCUCUCGAUGUAGGAUGAAUUGUGUCUGUUCUCUGUGAUGUCUGGAGUCUUAAGUCUUCUCAUCCUGUUGUUGCCUUGGAUGGUCCAGAGCUGUGUGCUUGGUCACUGCUGUAACAAGGUUUCCUCUGUUGCUCAAGUUUCUAUGAAAGCUUCUGGCGAAUUUUUUCCUAGAAAGAGCUCUCAGUCAGCUGAUUUGCUUCUCUGAUUUACUGGUGAUCUGGCGGGAUAUGUGGCAAUGUUACUGGCAUGUCCUCUAUCUCCAGUGUUUUGCUAUCGUAACUGGUGGUUCUGCCUCCCUGGUUUUAAUUGGCUAUCUGCUAAUGGAAGAUUAUUGCACUGGUGAUCUGCUCUGCUGCAUCUUGAUCUUUCCUUGUUCACGGGGGCUGCUGCUACAUUCUCUGGUGCACAGCUUUGCUAAGUCACGGCUAGAGAGAGAAUCUGCUGUCUUUCUUUCCCUUUGGCCAUGGUGUCUGUUGCUGUCUUUCUUUCUUGCUGUUUGGUUUGAAAAUAUGCUACUUUCAUAUUGUCCUGCCUCCUCUCGGUAUUGCCAGCUAUCUUGGGAUCCUUGACUCUUGCCGGUUUGGAUGCCCUCUAGAUGCCCCUUGUAGCUGUUUUGCUGUUGUCUUUAUUAGUGGCACAUCCUCUCUGCUGUGUCUUCUGUCCUGAUCAUGCGGAUAUGCUGCUCCUCAUGCAUGGUGUGGUGUAGUUACUGGGCUUUGUCAGCCUUGGAUAGCUCAGCCCUUGCCCGUUAGCUGCUUUGGAGUCAGGAUUCCACCCCCCCCCCCC
Populus nigra (black poplar) is the source of this 2787-nucleotide messenger RNA. RefSeq names its product pentatricopeptide repeat-containing protein At1g77170, mitochondrial. Gene Ontology annotation, molecular function: protein binding; RNA binding. Gene Ontology annotation, biological process: RNA modification. The record is from RefSeq and is a predicted model, not a curated record. Lineage: Eukaryota; Viridiplantae; Streptophyta; Magnoliopsida; Malpighiales; Salicaceae. The coding region runs from base 25 to 1446 and encodes 473 amino acids. The transcript is spliced from 2 exons.